GAAGAUUAUACUAAUUUGUGUCUGAGAAAAGAGAAGGUGUUGGCAACUACUCUGUUAAUAAUUUUAAUACAAAAAAGUAUGUGCAGGCAAAAUUAGGUCAUACAGCACAGAAAAAUUGAAGAUGGCAAUGGAGAUGAGGAGAAUUUUUCUGAGGAAAUGUAAUGGUAUUCGCUCUAUCUCUUCGUUUCAUGUAUUACAUUCUUAUUCUUCUUCACAGCGUAGUGAAGUAAAGGGUAGAGUUGGGUUAAGUAGUAGUAGCAAUUUUGAGUGCUUAGAUGAUGCUGUUACUCUCUUCCAUCAAAUGGUUACAAUGAAGCCUCUUCCUUCAGUUGUCGAUUUCUCUAAAUUGUUUAAGAAUAUGAUAAGUAUGAAGCAUUACGCUGCUGUGAUUUCUCUUUUUCGACAAAUGCAGAAAUUGGGUAUCCAAAUUGAUGGAAUCAUUUUGACUAGUGUGAUUAACAGUUAUUGCAUGAUGCAUCGUGCUGAUUGUGGAUUUUGGGUGUUAUCGAUUUACUUAAAGAGUGGUUUUGCAUUUGAUGUUGUCAUCUUUACAACCCUAAUAAGGGGAUUCUUUGCUGAAAAUAAGGUUAAAGAUGCUGUAGAAUUGUUCAAAAAAUUGGUUACAGAGGAGAUUUGUGAGCCUGAUGAAGUCAUGUAUGCAACUGUCAUGAAUGGACUCUAAAUUUUUUAAGAAUAUGAUAAGUAUGAAGCAUUACUCUGUUGUGAUUUCUCU
Solanum lycopersicum (tomato) is the source of this 733-nucleotide messenger RNA. The record is from RefSeq and is a predicted model, not a curated record. Lineage: Eukaryota; Viridiplantae; Streptophyta; Magnoliopsida; Solanales; Solanaceae.